This is a messenger RNA of Coregonus clupeaformis (lake whitefish), 1308 nucleotides long. RefSeq names its product RAB34, member RAS oncogene family b (gene rab34b). Bases 460 to 1236 code for a protein of 258 amino acids. Gene Ontology annotation, biological process: phagosome-lysosome fusion; endocytosis. Gene Ontology annotation, molecular function: GTPase activity; GTP binding. The transcript has 11 exons. The record is from RefSeq and is a predicted model, not a curated record. Lineage: Eukaryota; Metazoa; Chordata; Actinopteri; Salmoniformes; Salmonidae.
UGGAGAGGGUUGAGCUAAAACGGAGGUCCAUAAUUUGAGUCAUCUGUUUCCACUGCUGAGUUCGCAGCUCUGGUCUGCUGCUCGCUGGUUGUCUUCGGGUGGAUGUAGGGAGCCCUAGGAGACUUUAUAUUAGUGAAAAGUACAUAAUAUGAGUUUAGAAGAAUAGAUAGUGUUCUACCGCAACCCAUUGACGAAUUGGAGUUUACUUUUCGCACUUUCAGUGCACUUGCAAGCUGUUUGAAGUUGAAGCCUUUCCCUGGAGAAGCCCCUAUUCACUCUACUCUACAUCUGUAUGUGUGAGAGAGAGAGAUAGUGUUUCUGUGUAUUUGUCCUGUUUGAGUGUGAUUGUCAGCCUAUGAUUGUUUGAGCGUGUGCGAGUGGGUCUCUUAUGUGUGUGUGAUUGUUUGAUUGUGUGUGUGUGUGUGUUUAUGUCUAUCCAUACCACCUCGUAACUUCCACAUGAAGAACAUGUUGCCACCUGUGAGGAGAGACCGCAUCAUUGCUCAGCUUCCAGAGUGUUUUACCACAGAUGCGGCACUACACACUAAAGAUGGCUUCCACUCGCAGGUCAAGGCUGCCUGUCAGGGGCAGAAGACGGGCACAGUGGGCUUUAACAUCGCCAAGGUGAUUGUGGUAGGGGAUGUGGCAGUUGGGAAGACAUGUCUGAUCAGCAGGUUCUGUAAGGACUCGUUUGAUAAGAACUAUAAGGCCACCAUCGGAGUGGAUUUUGAGAUGGAGCGGUUUGAGGUGUUGGGUGUGCCCUUCAGUUUACAGCUAUGGGACACAGCGGGUCAGGAGAGGUUCAAGUGCAUCGCCUCCACAUAUUACAGAGGAGCACAAGCCAUCAUAGUGGUAUUUGACCUGAGCUGUGUGACCUCUCUGGACAACGCCAGGCAGUGGCUGGAGGAUGCUAUGAAGGAGAACGAUCCCUCCAGUGUUCUGCUGUUCCUGGUCGGAACCAAGAAGGACCUCAGCUCUCCUGAUCAGUUGGCCUACAUGGAGCAGGAGGCCAUUAGACUGUCAGAGGAGAUCAGAGCAGAGUACUGGGCUGUGUCUGCUAAAUCAGGGGAGAGUAUCAGGGAGUUUUUCUUCCGGGUAGCGUCUCUAACCUUUGAGGCCAACGUGCUGGCAGAGCUCGAGAAGAGUGGGUCCAGACGUGUUGGCGACAUUAUCAGAAUCACAGAGAGCUCAGAAGAGGAGUACAAACCAACCAAGAGGAAACCAACCUGCUGCUGAUGGGGGAGGAUACAUUACACAACACAACACAACACAGGACAACACAGCACAACACAACACAGGACAACACAG